GUUAUUGCAAUCCUCUUGACGAGUGGUCACUGUGAGAGCUAGAGAUGUCUGAAAGAAAACGGGAAGGGAAAUUAUAUUUUUCCUUGAUCUUUAACUAACUUGCUAGCUAUUCCAAGUGGUAUUUAGAUAGCUAUUCCGGUUUCAUGUUAUUGUUUUUAUGGGUAUGAAAACGUCCAGACAAAGAGAAACAGAACGUGAAGCUCCGUUUUGCUUAAUCACCCUUCUGUUACCAAAAGCAGAUCAUAUGGAAGAAGGGGCACAUUGAGGGAGCUCACACAAGCAAGACCUGCAUUCUCAAGUUUGCGGUAUAUACUGGGAUGAUUAUUCUCUUCAUAAGUGGAUAAAAUGCCCUGACUUCCAUGCAAUGGAGGGUUUAAGCUUCUCUAUGGGUUCAGUGGUGAUUCCCAAGACCUUGCUGCGCAUUCAAUGCUUUGGUGCAGCGGUCCUGGGGCUGAUCGUGUUGGUUACGAUGAUCACAGCAGCUUCACCUGCAGCAGUGGACUGUUCUUCGUUGGAUCCCACCGUGUUGGAUGAGUUUCGGGAAGAAGCACCAAGCUGGACUGAAUCACCCUCAGCCUUAUUUGUUUCACACACUGAGGCCUCUGAGCACCCAGAUGACACUACAACUACAGCUCUCCCUUCACCUGGUCACCUACCACCUGAAUCUACACUAACACUUACUCAAUGGGGUAUUUCAGCUUCUCAAAACUCCAAAUCAUUGACUUCUAGAGAUCCCCUCCCCAUUGGUCCAGACCCUCUCUCCACUCCCACUUUAAGCUCCUCAGAGCCUGUGGUUGGCCUUCAGCAACAACCUAAAGGCCCUACCAGACUUUCAAGGGAGCUGAAGCUCUAUGGUCCUGACUCAACCAUGGCAAUUUUCUCUCCAACCCUUGUUACAGUACCACACCAGAAACCUCUCGGACCACAGUCCAACAAAUCCACAACACCCUUGAACUUCUCUACAGCCACCAGUUGGACUACAUUGGUACAGUUCAUUGUCCCAAACUCUAAUGAGAGAGCUCCAGAUGAACCUCCAUUAUUAUCCCCCAGCAACCAGCAAGACGCAUCAAAACAGACAACCCCUGCAUUUAUGACAUCACUUCCUGUUGGACCCCUCGGCCAGCCUAGACCGCCUGUUGACGAUCUGGUAGAUGUGGAAGCCCAGUCAGACCAAGCCAGGCCAGAGUCUAAACCUAAUCCAGACAUGUCCCAGAGUUUAAGCGAUCUCUUGCUGGUUCCCAAACUGCCCCUUGAUCCCUCAAGUAGGUUAAUCUAUCUGGAUCAACUUCGUCCCAGCAGUGAGCUCAUGCAGAAGGGCGAUGCUGCUCAGGAUAUCCACAUGCUCCCGAAACCAUCACCUGAGAUGCAGCUGGCUCCCAGCUACGUGCCUUUUCUGAACCCUCACACCACGUCAUUCUCGUCCGAGCCCACCAUGGUCCCUCCUGAGGACUUCUUCCCCACCAACACCAUGGUGGUGGAUUGGGGCUCCGGAGACUACCCGGAGACUGCGUCCUACAUGGGCUUGGAAAGGGACGACUUCUCCCUGGUCACCAAUCUGCCCACGGACAUGUACGACCUGGAGGACUCCAACGCGGAAAGCUACGACACCUCCUUCCCCUCCAGGGUCGGCGUGUCCUUCUCCUCGAUGCGUCACAUGACAUCUUCACUUAGUCUCACAACAGCGGCUUACAGCUCUAGCGUCGGAAGUGUGGCCCCCACGUCCGUUCCUCUCCCCAUCCAUCCCUCUCCCAGUCACCCCACGCUAGCCUCAACACAAAUACCAACACCUCAAGGGGAUUUACCAGGAGGUUCAGAUGUUGACUGGACAGAUACCUUUAUGGUUGAACCAACAGACCUCCUCUUACCAGACAUGAAUAGCCUGGAGUACUACACCAUCCAGCUGACCAAGGAUGACUCAGAAGAACACAGGGGCACUAACGUGACCACCACCUCCAGGCAUUUCUCACUGAUGUCCAUCAGCACCACGCACAUCGUGGCCACCAGCACCUUCACUGUGGACCUCAGCCACAUGCUUACAGCCUUCUAUGGAGUGGAUGGAGUGGAGGUCCAGCCUUCUGAUAACACUUCCUGGAUCGAAGAGUCCUCCACUGAUAUCUCCAGCUCAGAGCCUCUGAAUACGACCAUAGCAAACACUAUGGAGAUGACUCCGCUGAAUGUCUCAGUGCCAUUCUUGGAGGCUUCAGUAGUGCCAACUCCCUCCAUGGACCUCUUGUCCUCCCUGUGGGGUGUCACUGAUCAGGUAUCCGGUGAAUGGACGAGCCCUGUGGCCACCUCCAGUGUCGGACUGGACAACAGCUCUGUCUUAGUGUCAGUGCAGCCUAGUGCUACUGCCUCGGAGACAGACAUCCUGUGGUACGUCUCUCCCUCCGCCACAGAGACGGCCCUCCUCAGCACCUCUCCCGUAACUCCUGUGGUGACCACCUCUAUCGCCUUCUCCCCAUUUCCCGGCCAGACAGAAUUACCCCCCAAUGUCACCUCAGGCCCGACAGAACCAGCCACCAAUGCCACCACCAUCCCCCCGGUGUCAGUCAUGGCUGACCAAGGCGUUGUUACUGAUAGUCCUGUCACAGCAGUGACCAAUGACAGCCAGACUACAGUUAGCGGUGUAGACAUUUCCACAACUGAUCCUGCCACCACCACCACCACUACUACUACCAGCAUCGCUACUGAGGCCUCUACAACCACCACUCUGGCCACCACCACUACCCUCCUAACUACUACUAAGAGCCCACCUACAACCAUAGGCCGCCAGUACCUCUGUAACGUCACCAAGCCUGUGUACUUUGUUGAAGUCGGUUUUCCGCCUGGGGCCACUGUUGGAUAUGCCAAAUCCCAGGUCCGAGAUGUCCUGAAGACAGAAUUCAAUAAGUCAGUUGAACUGCAGGUUGCUAAGAAUCCUCCAGACUUUGUGUUCCGGGCGGUGUCGGGUCCUGUGGUGUACACGGCCAUAUCAGUCAUCAACGCCCUGCGCCAAUCAAAUCGAGGCUUCCUGUCCAUCUCACACUACUGGAAGGUACCAGACCACCAGUACCAGGUCCACUCAGUGCUGCAGUUUGUGCCCAGGCACAUUGACGUGCGCGUCUGCAACUUCAGCGAGCGCAUUGAGAAAGGCCUGACCAUGGCGUAUGCCGAAGUGCGCCGGCGCUCACAGGAGUCCACAAACUUCACUGUGGAUAUUCUGAACAUCACCAUGAACCAGCCAAGUAGUCAGCAAAGGGAGCCGGUGGACGUGACCUUUGCGGUGCGUGGGGCCAUAGGCUACCUGAAGGGGUCAGAGGUCAGCAACCACCUGAGGCUGCUCAACAUGGUGGAAUUCAGCUACUACCUGGGCUUCCCCGUGCUGCAGAUCGCCGAGCCUUUCCACUACCCGGAGUUGAACACCACCCAGUUGCUUCGCUCGUCUUGGGUUAGAACAGUGUUGCUGGGUGUGCUGGAUCAGGGGGUGGACGAGCGGACCUUCCAGGCCAAGAUGGAACGUCGUGUGGCCCUGCUGCUAGGAGAAGUGCUGGGGGCGGCCAGGCGCACCAAGAGAGCCACCAGCGUGGCUAACCACAGUGUUCAGAUUGUGAGUACGACCAGGCUGGUGGGAGCGGAACACCCCCUGGAGAUGGUGUACUUUGUGGAGGGUCCCAGCGGGGAGCGGCAGCCUGCAAUCACUACAGCCAACCUGCUGAACCGUCUUGACGUGCAGAGGGCAGCCAUCAUACUGGGAUACAGAGUGGAGGGCAUCCUGGCUACACCUGUGGAGAAGGUGGCGGGCUACCCUCCCACGGACACGGAGAACACCAGCGUGUGGAUCAUUGUCGGCGUGGUGGUGCCGCUAGGUGUGGCCGUCGUCAUCAUCUCCAUCCUGUACUGGAAGCUGUGUCGCACCGACAAGCUGGAGUUCCAGCCCGACGCCAUGACCACUGUCCAGCAGAGACAGAAGCUCCAGGCUCCCAGUGUGAAGGGCUUUGACUUUGCCAAGCUGCACUUGGGCCAGCACAGUAAGGAUGACAUCAUGGUAAUCCAGGAGGCCGGCGCCCCCGGCCCUCCCCUGCCCAACCUCAGCUCCAAGGAAGCCGCAUCUGAGUACGGCGAGGUCCCCACCCCUAAGUCAAAGGGGACCUCCGUCUCCUCCACCAAGGCCUCCCGCAGCGCACGCAGACGAGGAAGGAUCUCUCCAUCGGACGGGGACUCCAUGGUGAGUGCUGGGUCCAGUGAUCGUGAGAGGGAGUCAGCCGAGGAGAACCUGAGAGCUAUCGCCAUGCCAAACGACAGCAAGCAGGCCCGCAAGAUCCCCAUCAAUGUUUUAAAUGGUCCUCCACCCAUGAACGGCCAUGAUGAGCAGCUGUCGUCGGCCUCCAUCUUCGAGCAUGUGGACCGCAUGUCCCGCUCGGCCGAUGACAGCCGCCGCUUGUCCAAUAAGAUCCAGCUGAUCGCCAUGCAGCCCAUGGCCUUCCCAGCCCGGCACCACGGUGCAACUGUCAACGGUAUCAAUGGUAGUGGGCAAGAAACACACAACAUCUUCAACAAGGAGACCCAGGUGGCGUUGAGGCACAAGUCUGAGAUCGAGCACCACCGGAACAAGAUCCGCCUGCGGGCCAAGAGGAAGGGUCACUAUGACUUCCCUGCCAUGGACGACCUGGUGGACAACGGUCUGACCACUGACCCCAAGGACCAGGACCGCAUCUACCACAAGGCCCAGAUGCAGAUCGACAAGAUCCUGGACCCCGACAUCCACAUGGCCUCGCUGUUCAUGGAGCCUAAAAAGAGUGGCAGGGGGAGGCGUUCUCCCAAGCAGAAGAAGAAGCACCAGCUGAACGGCAGCCUGACGGACGCAGACAAGGACCGCCUCAUCUCCAACGACAGCGACGGCACCUACAGGAAAUACCCUGGGGUCAACAACGUGGCCUAUGUGUCGGACCCUGACCAGGCCCCAGAGUCCGGGACCCCCUCCCCCAACGACGACGUCUUCCUGGGCCCCAACUCGCCCCCUCCGGGGCAUGCCCCUCCUCCGCCCCCCUACAUGCCCCCUCAGCCCUCCAUCGAGGAGGCCCGGCAGCAGAUGCACUCUCUGCUGGACGAUGCCUUUGCCCUGGUCUCCCCCAACUCCCAGGGCAGCACGGCCGGCCUCACCCAAACUGGUGUCAACUCCAACCUCCCCAGCUCCAGCCCCCCACCCCGCGGUGGAACCCGCCCCUGGGGCUCGUCUUACCCAGCACUCAGCCCCUUCUCCUCGAGAUACGCUGAGUUAGGAAUGUCCCCUCCUUCAGUCCAAGGCUUACUACAGCGACAGGGCCAGGGCUCCAGCUACCUGCCACCAGGUGACCCAGGACAUGUUGACCAGCUCCCCCCAGACAGCCACUAUUCCACCAGGGGCCUGUACACUGAAGACCUCCCCUUCUCAGCCAGGCCACGACCAGUAGGGGGCACCACAGGUGCCCAGCUCCAUCACCUGACCCAGAUGGGUCUUGGGAGCCGGAUCAACGGGGGGUACCCGGCGGGGAGCAGGGCCCCCAGACUGGAGACUGGAGGUUCAGGGUGGGGGCCAUACGCUGACGAUGACUUCAGACCCACCAGAGACCCUGUUCUUCUGGGCUACCCUGACUACUCCUCCUCCUCUAUGUUCCAGAUGCCUAGUAGAAGUGCACUAAGGGAGCCCUCAUCCCCCCUGGCCCACCUGGACACACACACAACCGGAUUCGGCUACACUCCAGAGGAGUCCUGCUCUCCCCCCAAUCACUCCUCUGCUUCCCUCAUCAAGGCCAUCAGGGAGGAGCUGCUGCGCCUCUCCCAGAAACAGCAAGCCGUGCCCAGCUACCACAGCUGAUCACAGAUGGCCUCCUCUGGUCCUCACUGAACCUUAACCUCUAAGUCUACAUCCACCAGUCAUACCACUGCCCCUGCCUGCCUGCUCCAACCUAGCAAUGCUUCCCAUGGAAGUUCCGUUGUACAGGAGGAGAAAGACAAGACCGUACUGUCUUGGGGCGGCAGGUAGCCUAGCGGCUAGAGCAUUGGGCCAGUAACCGAAAGGUUGCUGGUUUGAAUACCCGAGCCAACAAGGUAAAAAAAAUCUGCCGAUGUGCCCUUGAGCAAGGUACUUAACCCUCAUUUGCUCCAAGGGAGCCAUACUAAAAAUGGCUGACCCUGGAAAACAACACAUUUUAUUGCACCUAUCUGCUGGGCUGGGUAGAAUGAGGAGGUUGUUUCAUAUGCCAGCUGGUAGCGUAAGCAUGGCUAAAAUCAUAAUAUGAAUGAACUGUUCUCUAGGCUCUGGAUCUUAGCCUCUGGCUUUCUUAACCCAGACUGUCCUAUGGCAUACAGUAUACUGGACCAAAUGACCCUAGUGGUUAGAAGGAGAAGGUGAAUGGUCCCUUGUUCUCCAGCGUUGGCCAAGGUAUCUCUGCCUAAGCCUGGCCAUGACCGCUGAUCCUAGCCCCGUUUUUUAUUUGAGGUGUUGUUGCUUUCUUUUCUUUUGAAACCGCAUUCUAGACUCUCUGUGUGACGAUAAUAAGCAAUGUGGUUUGAUUCUCUCAUCCUGCCUUGACAUCCUAACAACAUUUUACCCUACAGUGGAAUUUCUCUACCAGUAGGACAUCUGUCAUUUCGGCUCAAACAUUGAUACCUAUGUUACCUUUAACAAUGAGGCAUCUUACCAUUACCAUGAGGUAUAUUUUAGUUUUUUGAAGAGCUUCUUACUUCUCCUCCAUCUUCCUUUGGUGCUUCUUUCUACGCUUUGUGUUUUCCGUCAUGAUAUUGAUAUGCGCAACUCUGUCAAAACACGCCCCCGGUGCAGGAUUACAUUGUUUUCCGCCACGAGCCACACAAUGCCUUGUGUUAUGACAGCGUGAGGGAGUUCAACGGUCUCCAUCUACUGUACAGCUCAAAUCAGAGUUCAGAGCAGACAACACUGGAUACAGACAGACAGAGACCUGCAAUAAACAGACUGCAGCAACUCCCAUGCAGAACUCUACCGAUGCAGUCGUGGAACCAGAGAUAUUUAAUGACUGAGCACUGCUAGGUUUAGUUUGUCACUCGCCCCACUCUACGUGAGCCUUGUUUAGAUUUUGUGUUGCUUCAGCACAAUGUCCACGUUUGUACUAAUAUAUCCAGGUUACUGAUGAUGCUACCGUAUUAAUAUUAAGACUCUUUAAAUACCCAUGUAUGGUAAACUACGCUCAACAAAAAUAUGAACGCAACAUGCAACAAUUUCAAAGAUUUUACUGAGUUACAGUUCAUAUAAGGAAAUCAGUCAAUUGAAAUAAAUUCAUUAGACCCUAA
Messenger RNA from Oncorhynchus tshawytscha (Chinook salmon), 7284 nucleotides. RefSeq names its product UPF0606 protein KIAA1549. Lineage: Eukaryota; Metazoa; Chordata; Actinopteri; Salmoniformes; Salmonidae. The transcript is spliced from 21 exons. The record is from RefSeq and is a predicted model, not a curated record. Bases 365 to 5833 code for a protein of 1822 amino acids.